Alnus glutinosa is the source of this 3985-nucleotide messenger RNA. RefSeq names its product receptor-like protein 31. The transcript has a single exon. The coding region runs from base 150 to 3773 and encodes 1207 amino acids. Gene Ontology annotation, molecular function: protein binding. Lineage: Eukaryota; Viridiplantae; Streptophyta; Magnoliopsida; Fagales; Betulaceae. The record is from RefSeq and is a predicted model, not a curated record.
UGUAGGAAUAAAUUAAAGCCGUCAUAUUCGUUGAUAAUCUAUCUUUACGUGGAAAUUCAAGGACUUCACCCCCCUCGAUCGACACACUAUAUAUUUCAUAUCUCUUCAAUUCUUUACUCUACGGGUUUCUCUUACUACAGCCUCCUCCAAUGAAAAUUCCCUCCUCUUCGUGGCUCUUUUUGGUGCCCAUGUGCACACUUUUCCUCAACUUUUGUGUCUUUGUGGUGUCCGGCCAAUGUUUGGGCAAUCAGCAGUUCUUGUUGCUUGAAUUGAAGAACAACCUGAUAUUCAAUUCUACUAUGUCCACUAAACUUGCUAAGUGGAACCAAAGUAUCGAUUGUUGUUUUUGGGAAGGCGUAACCUGCAACGAGGGACGUGUUGUUGGUCUUGACCUGACCAGUGAAUCCAUCUCAGGUGGACUUGAAAAUUCCAGCAGUCUCUUCAAUCUUCAGCAUCUUCAGAGCCUGAAUUUGGCUUUUAACAACUUCAACUAUUCUCAUAUUCCAUCAGAAUUUGACAAGCUGGCGAAUUUGAGUUAUUUGAAUCUAUCAAAUGCUGGCUUUGCAGGGCAGAUUCCUAUUGCAAUUUCACGCCUCACCAGGUUGGUUACUCUUCAUUUAUCAAACGAUUACAUCUAUCAGCAUGUUGCUAUUUCAGGCCUGACAAGGUUGAGUGAUUUAUCUGCUACUUACUACUCUCCGCUGAAACUUGAGAAUCCUAAUUUAAAUGUGCUCAUUCACAACCUUUCGAAGCUUAUGGAACUUCAUCUUGAUGGUGUAUCAAUAUCAGCACAAGGUAAUGAGUGGUGUCAAGCUUUAUCAUCUUCACUGCCAAAUUUAAGAGUGUUGAGCUUGUCAAAUUGCAAUCUUUCGGGCCCUUUUGAUUCCUCCUUACGGAAUCUUCAAUCCCUCUCAUUUAUUCAUUUGUCCCGUAACAAUUUUUCUGCUCCAAUUCCAAAUUUUUUUGCAGAUUUCAAAAAUUUGACAUCCUUAAAUUUCUCUAAUUCUUGUUUGAAUGGAGAAUUUCCGAAAAAGAUCUUCCAGGUUCCAACGAUACAAACGCUUGACUUGUCAUAUAACGAACUACUUGAAGUUUCUUUGCCAGAAUUUUCUCCAAAUGGAUCUCUUCGAACCAUGAUGCUUACCUAUACAAAUUUUUCUGGGUCAUUACCACCUUCUAUCAGUAACGUUGAAAUGUUGUCAACAUUAUAUCUUGGGGGAUGCAAUUUCAUGGGAUCAUUUCCAAACUCAAUUGCGAGCCUCACACAAUUGGUCUAUUUGAACAUGUCACACAACAGUUUCAGUGGAUCAAUUCCAGACUCAAUUGCGAGCCUCACACAAUUGGUCUAUUUGAACAUGUCAUACAACAGUUUCAGUGGAUCAAUUCCAGACUCAAUUGCGAGCCUCACCCAAUUAGUCUAUUUGGACUUGUCAAACAACAAUUUCAGUGGAUCAAUUCCAGACUCUAUUGCGAGCCUCACCCAAUUAGUCUAUUUGGACCUGUCAAACAACAAUUUCAGUGGAUCAAUUACAGACUCUAUUGCGAGCCCCACACAAUUGGUUUAUUUGUUAAUGUCACACAACAGUUUCAAUGGAUCAAUUCCAGACUCAAUUGCGAACCUCACACAAGUGGUCUAUUUGGACCUGUCAAACAACAAUUUCGAUGGAUCAAUUCCAAACUCAAUUGUGAGCCUCACACAAUUGGUUGCUGUGGACAUGUCACACAACAGUUUCAGUGGAUCAAUUCUAGACUCAAUUGCGAGCCUCACAAAAUUGGUCUAUUUGAACAUGUCACAUAACAAUUUUAGUGGAUCAAUUCUAGACUCAAUUGUGAGCCACACCCAUUUGGUCUAUUUGGACAUGUCCAACAACAAUUUCACCGGAUCAAUUCCAAACUCAAUUGCGAGCCUAACAAAAUUGGUUUGUUUGUACCUGUCACACAAUAGUUUCAGUGGAUCAAUUCCAGACUCAAUUGCGAGCCUCACACAAUUGGUUGCUGUGGACAUGUCACACAAUAGUUUCAGUGGAUCAAUUCCAGACUCAAUUGCGAGCCUCACACAAUUGGUUGCUGUGGACAUGUCACACAAUAGUUUCAGUGGAUCAAUUCCAGACUCAAUUGCGAGCCUCACACAAUUGGUUGCUGUGGACAUGUCACACAAUAGUUUCAGUGGAUCAAUUCUAGACUCAAUUGCGAGCCUCACACAAUUGGUCUAUUUGAACAUUUCACACAACAGUUUCAGUGGAUCAAUUCCAGACUCAAUUGCAAGCCACACACAUUUGUUCUAUUUGGACAUGUCAAACAACAAUUUCACCGGAUCAAUUCCACACUCAAUUGCGAGCCUCACACAAUUGGUCUAUUUGUACAUGUCAGACAACAAUUUCAACGGAUCAAUUCCAGACUCAAUUACGAGCCUCACACAAUUUGUCUGUUUGGACCUGUCAAACAACAAAUUCAGUGGAUCAAUUCCAUACUCAAUUGCGAGCCUCACACAAUUAAGUUUAAGAUAUCUAGACCUUUCAGACAAUCAAAUUCAUGGAGAGAUCCCCAUAUCAAUAUGCAAUGCUAUAAAACUUGAAGUUCUAGAUCUGUCUAAUAAUUCAUUCUUUGGCACAAUUCCCCAAUGCUUGAUUGAGAUGAGUGGCAAAGCACUUAGGGUCCUAAAUCUAAGAACAAACAACCUCAAUGGCACAAUUCCUGAUGCAUUUCCACAUAGUUGUGGUUUACAAGUUUUAGCUCUCAAUAAAAACCAAUUAGAUGGAGGGUUGCCAAAAUCUUUGGCAAAUUGCAUUGUGUUAGAGGUCUUGGACAUUGGGAACAACCAUAUUGAGGACACCUUCCCAUUUUACUUGAAGACCACAUCCAUGUUGAGGAUUCUUGUUCUGCGAUCUAACAAAUUUUACGGGCGCAUUACUCAUCCAGAGCCUAAUGCCACCUGGCCGAUGCUUCAAAUUAUUGACGUGGCUUCAAACAAUUUUAUUGGUGACCUUCCAAUAAUACUUCUUUCUACUUGGAUGACAAUGGUGGAUCGUGCACAUGAGGCCCAAUCAGAGCCCAGCUACCUCCGAACUAAUUUCAAUAGUUAUUAUUAUCAAGAUACGGUAACAGUUACUAGCAAAGGUUUAGAGGUGGAGUUGGUGAAGAUCCUAACCAUCUACACCACUAUUGACUUUUCUUGCAAUGGCUUUGACGGUCCUAUCCCUGAAGAUAUCAAAGAACUCAAAGCGUUAUAUGUUCUCAACUUGUCAUAUAAUGCUUUCACGGGCCAAAUUCCACCAUCUUUGGGGAAAUUGAGUAAUUUGGAGUCACUAGACCUGUCAAGCAACGAGCUUUCUGGUGAGAUUCCUGUGCAACUUGCCAAUGGUCUUAUUUUCCUUUCAGUUCUCAACCUUUCCUUCAAUCAAUUGGUGGGGCAAAUUCCAUUGAUUAAACAAUUUGCUACAUUUCCGGAAACUUCCUUCGAAGGGAACGAGAGAUUAUGUGGCUUCCCUUUGAAAUCACAAUGCAUAUAUGGGAAGCCACAGUUGUCACCUCCAACACAUGAAGAAAAGCAUUGGAAUUCUGGUGGUGCGAUUAAGUGGAAUUACGUAAGUGUUGAAUUAGGAUUUAUUUUUGGCAUUGGAAUCAUCAUUGGGCCUCUUAUGUUCUGGAAGAAAUGGAGGAUUUGUUAUUACAAACAUGUUGAUGACAUUCUUUUCAAGAUCCUCCCCAGAUUGUAUAUUGGAAUAGAAAACUAUCAAAGACGCAGAUAUAGAAAUCAGAGGCGGAGGCACUAGUCAAAGUUAUGAGGGGCCAUGCCUUCAGGUUUGUCAUGAGCAACUCUUGUCGUUUUGGUUAAUUUCACUACUAAGCAAAAUAAUAAAAUGGAUCCAUGUAAUUGGAUGCAAGUAUUGUGUUUAAGGUAUGAUAUUUGUAAUUGGCAAAUUAUAUAUAUUAGUGAAGUACUUGUUUGAUAUUAGUUUUCUGGGCUACUUAAUUAUCAUGUCAC